Molecule: messenger RNA, 971 nt
Organism: Cervus elaphus (red deer)
Lineage: Eukaryota; Metazoa; Chordata; Mammalia; Artiodactyla; Cervidae
Exons: 3
Coding region: 1-801 (266 amino acids)
Source: RefSeq, a predicted model, not a curated record
AUGGAGCUGCCGGGCAGGGCAUUCUUCUCUGAAUCCCCGGUGCUGAGAGCCCGAGGCCGCCCACCAUCCUCCGAGAAGAGACAGGGGGCCGAAAGGAGGCCCAGAGGGAGCUUGGGCCGUUCGUCUCGCAGCAGAAAUAAGAACUGUCUGCGUCACGGGCUGUCAGAGGAAGGGGGGCAGGGAGGCUCCGUUCGGCCGACGGGGGGAGAGAAAGGCAAAGACCCCGCUCUCAGGCUCGACCGGGCGGCGGACACCGAGGGGACACGCCGGGGGCCAGCCGAGGGGAGGCCCCUGCGGCCGGGCAGGGGGCGACGGCAGGCCGAUAUAAGGGGCUGCCGCCGGCCGGGGUAUGGCCGGUCCCGGGGAGCUCCGGGGGGCGAGGACGUGGAGCUAGGACCGGAGCUGGGGUCGCUCCUCUGGAGCGACGCCCCCUUGCAGGGUUGUGGGGAAGGACGCGAAGGGGAGAACAGACCCCAGGGUUUCUCCGAAGCGCCGGCUCCGCCGCCGCAGCCGCUGCCACCUCACAGCCCGGCCCACUCCUUCCUCUUCCGCUUGCUGUCAGUCCCCGUCUCUAUGGUGACCGCAUCCGGCCGCUCGCUCCGCCGCCGCCCUCUCUAUGGUCGUCCCUCCCUCCCUCGGCGCCGCCUGCGGGCCGGGAUGGGUGACGUGCUCGUCCCGCCCGCCCUCGGCCCUCCUCCGCCCGGAGCCGGCGCGCGUUCCGCAGCCCCUAAUUCGAGUGGACCCAGCCUGAAUCUGAAGGGCUCUUCCCAUCAAACUUACUGGCUUUGGAUGGAAACUUAACAAGUUCUGCAGUGGGUAGGCAGAGCAGCGACGAUUCAGGAACAACGCUCGGCACCGUCUAAAGUUUGGACCAGCCUCUAAAGCUUCGGUUUCACGGAACGAGGACGCCUUUCCUUCACGGAGGGAUAAUUCUGUUCUUCGCAUCCUCUUGGAAGCGAUGAGCGUUUUCC